Molecule: messenger RNA, 924 nt
Organism: Psammomys obesus (fat sand rat)
Lineage: Eukaryota; Metazoa; Chordata; Mammalia; Rodentia; Muridae
Gene: Scnm1
Product: sodium channel modifier 1
Exons: 7
Coding region: 167-859 (230 amino acids)
Biological process (GO): RNA splicing
Cellular component (GO): nucleus
Source: RefSeq, a predicted model, not a curated record
UUCCGGCUCACGCGGUGCAUGCAUGGAAACUCUUCCCCGGAAGUACAGACUCAACUAGCAAGAAACCGGAAGUAGGGAAAGCGAUCGCGUACUUCUCCUACGGUGGCCUAAAGGAGCAGUGAAGUGGGCGUAGGAGAGUUUAUCAUUUCUGGGUCUCGUAGUCGCGAUGUCUUUCAAGAGGGAAGGAGACGACUGGAGUCAGCUCAAUGUGCUCAAAAAACGAAGAGUUGGUGACUUGCUGGCUAGUUACAUCCCAGAGGAUGAAGCGCUGAUGCUGCGUGAUGGACGCUUUGCCUGUGCCAUCUGCCCCCAUCGACCAGUACUAGACACCCUUGCCAUGCUGACUACCCACCGUGCGGGCAAGAAACAUCUGUCCAGUUUGAAGCUUUUCUAUGGCAAAAAGCAGUCAGGCAAAGGAACAGAACAAAAUCCAAGACCACAGAAUGAAUUGAAGACAGAGAGCAAAGUUGAGGCUCCUUUGCUAACCCAGACUCGACUAAUCACCCAGAGUGCUCUGCACAGAGCUCCACACUAUAACAGUUGCUGCAGGAGAAAGCACAGACCAGAAGCACCUGCUGUCUCUGUCUCCAGUUCUCCUUCGCCAGCCCCAGAGGCUGGACUCCAGAGUUCAGACAUCAGCAGGGAAACCGAGCCUAGGACAGGAUCGAACGCCAAAGAGUCAGCAGCUGUCCUGCCUUCUGCACCCAUGAGCCCCGCAAAACGCCGAGUCCUGAACCAUUACCUCACCCUCCGAAGCUCUGGAUGGGUCCCAGAUGGACAAGGUCGAUGGAUAAAAGAUGAAAAUGCUGAGUUUGACUCUGAUGAGGAAGAACCCCCUGAUCUCCCCUUGGAUGAAUAAUUCCUUUCCCUAUUUGUUCUAUAAAUAAACCUACAGUAGGGUCCUGGGAGCACACUGAUCCUCAA